Messenger RNA from Haliotis rubra (blacklip abalone), 620 nucleotides. RefSeq lists its product as uncharacterized. The record is from RefSeq and is a predicted model, not a curated record. Bases 36 to 620 code for a protein of 194 amino acids. The transcript is spliced from 3 exons. NCBI's taxonomy places the organism in Eukaryota, Metazoa, Mollusca, Gastropoda, Lepetellida, Haliotidae.
GCUGGUGAUAAGAAGUAUCAUACUUUCACUGCAGAAUGUUGUUACUGCUUCUGUGCUCCGUGUUGUGUGGGGCAGCGUUGGCUGACACAACCGUCGCAAUCUACAACGAGUGGCUCUCCCAGGGUGGACGUGUCAAUUAUGAAGUUGAACGAUGGAACAACGUUAAUGGACUCACCCAAUACUACCUUGUUCCAAAUAUGAAAUCUAUCGGAGCUGUUCCUGGGCGUUGGGUGAACAGAGACCUCAGAAAAGAUCUCUUUGCAAAUUGGACUGAAAGCCCAAGUCACCAUGGUUAUCCGGAUCCCACCUAUCUCCAGGACCAUUCUCUCCAGAGAAGGACAUUUCUAACAUACCUGCGACAAUUGCAAAACUACGGGCCUCACACCACAAACAUGGUGUGGGAAAUGAAAGGUUUGGCAUGGCCGGGCUGGAUAGAUAAGUCUCAGCAUAAAGAUGUAUUCCCAAACAAUGUUGACGCUGCAUCCGAGUUUGUGUCACUGAUGGUUCAGGCUUGUAAGGACUACACAGCAGGACGCCUUCCUUACAUAUUUGAAGUAAUCAAUGAACCUGACUGGGAUGAAAAGUAUAUUGAUCCACCAACGAAUAUAAAUUACCAUUAG